AUGCAGAAUAGAGCCGGACUCGUUCUCUGUGCCCUUGUUCUCCUGACGGGUUUCCUUAUAAUCUGCCUGGGGGCCUUCUUUAUUUCCUCAGGUUCGAUAUUCAAUUGUUGGGAGAAACUGAGCCUGGCCUACUUACUUCUCCCCUUGGGUUUUGUGAUCCUUCUGAGUGGGAUUUUCUGGAGCACCUAUCGCCUGGCAUGUGAAAGCAAAGGGAUGUUCACUCAUAUACUCAGACAACACCGGGUGCAAGGGGUAGCCCUGCCUCUGGCCACCGUGGACAGACCAGACUUCUACCCUCCUGCUUAUGAAGAGAGUCUUCCUAUCGAAAAGCAGACCUAUCCUACAGGAACAGUGACUGCAGAUGUCCCCCCUCCUCUGUACACGGAGAUGGGCCUUGAAUUCAAAGAUGAGCAUGAUGCCCGCCCAGAGGCUCCGCCGUCCUAUGAAGAGUCUGUAGCAGCCAGGGUGGCGGCAGCAAUGGCACAGCAGGAUGCUGAGAGGCAAGGCCAUGAAUGCUGA
Condylura cristata (star-nosed mole) is the source of this 519-nucleotide messenger RNA. It is a transcript of the gene TMEM252, whose product is annotated as transmembrane protein 252. The coding region runs from base 1 to 519 and encodes 172 amino acids. The transcript has 2 exons. NCBI's taxonomy places the organism in Eukaryota, Metazoa, Chordata, Mammalia, Eulipotyphla, Talpidae. The record is from RefSeq and is a predicted model, not a curated record.